AUGAGGCAACUUCGAGCACUACUUUGUGAUAUUAUUAUUACAGAGCGUGUCGCCGUGUCUAUUUCAGCUAUUCCACAAGAAAUUCGCAAAGCAGACAUUUAUCUCUCAUUUUUUAAAUUGCUUGUGCUUUUAUUUGGCUUUCGGUUUUUGUUCACUAAAUUACAACAGGAUGAGCUUGUAUCGGUGUUUCAGCUGACUCUUAAUCGAUGGCCUACAAACGCCAAGUUUUGCAUCCAGGCACUCUCGUUGGCACUAUUUGAGAUGCCCAUGAGCAUUACUAAACAUCUGCCCUCUAUUCUAAUGAAAAUAUCACAGACUACGUCACAGGCGCUGUCUAUUCCUAAUUUGGAAUUCCUCUCUGCUCUUGCUCGUGUUCCUGAAUUGUAUAUCAAUUUCACCGAAGCCGACUACCGUCGCGUGUUUGGCGUUUCAAUCCAGUAUAUUCGUUUGUUCAAUAGUAACUUGGGUAGUGGAGACUCCUCUGUAUCUAGUUACAUUACUGAGCUUGCUUUUCAUGUCAUGUCUCUGUGGUUUAUGAGUUUAAAACUUGGAGAACGUCGCAAAUUUGUUCCAUUCAUUAUUCAUAAUCUUGUCGCUACGUCAAAUAUGCCGCAAUCUGCUACUUCUGCUGGUUUGCUUGCCACAACGGGUCAAGCAGCAGGAAUGGGACCCGCUCCACUGCAACUCAACGAGCAUGUUGAGCUUGUGUUGGAAAUGAUGGCACAAAACACAUAUGUGGAUUGUUGGCCCAAGCCUAACAAUGCGGCAUCGAAUCGUAUGACUACUGCUUCUUUGACUGGAAAUAAACUAGCGACGCGAUCAUGGAUCCAAGGGAAUGCACUGCUAUCCAUUGUGGUUGCCAAGGAAACCGGCUGGACAGAACUUAUUGUUCGCCGUCCUUCUGGAGUUGUAUCGCUUUGGAUACAUCUUGACAAUGCAACACAGAAAAUCAAUAGCUCUGGACAGUCUGAUUGGCUUGCGCAAACUUUUUCUUUGUCACCUCUGGUUACACUACCAUCUACAUCUCGGAUGACGUCUAGUCCACUUUUUGAACUUCCUACUGUAGCACCAAUUGACUCUGCUACAGCUUCUGUAUCAAUGCGUGAGGAACAACAACCUAUAGAGCCUGGAUUUAUUCCCAUGCUGUUUUUCCCCUACCCAUCAAACCAAGUGUCUCAGGAUGCGUUACGACCACUGCCAGAUACGGAUGCCAUCAAUCGUGCUAUUGCUGUUCUCGAUCGUACACCUGUCAUUGAGCUGCACAAGAUUGGUAUUGUGUACGUUGCACCUGGACAGUCGACUGAAGUAGAGAUUCUUUCCAAUACGUAUGGAUCGCGAACAUACACUUACUUUUUGCAUUUGCUCGGAAGAUUAUUUCGUCUUGCUGGGUGCCGUGAUGUUUAUGUUGGUGGGCUGGAUAUUUCUUCAGAUACACUUGAUGGAGAAUUUGGAUUGUGCUCUGCAGAUGAUCAGCGCCUUGCUCAAGUCAUUUACCAUGUUACUACACUUAUGCCCAAUCGAGACUAUGAUCCAACAUGCACCGGCAAAAAGCGUCACAUUGGCAACGACUUUGUAUCUAUUGUAUGGAACGAGGGCGGUAUAUACAAGCAAGAUACGAUUCCUGGACAGUUUAAUUACUUUUAUGUUGUUGUUGAGCCA
Molecule: messenger RNA, 1659 nt
Organism: Batrachochytrium dendrobatidis JAM81
Lineage: Eukaryota; Fungi; Chytridiomycota; Chytridiomycetes; Rhizophydiales
Exons: 2
Biological process (GO): regulation of small GTPase mediated signal transduction; negative regulation of TOR signaling; positive regulation of GTPase activity
Cellular component (GO): cytoplasm; TSC1-TSC2 complex; nucleus
Molecular function (GO): GTPase activator activity
Source: RefSeq, a predicted model, not a curated record